Molecule: messenger RNA, 4341 nt
Organism: Cyphomyrmex costatus
Lineage: Eukaryota; Metazoa; Arthropoda; Insecta; Hymenoptera; Formicidae
Gene: Cap-D2
Product: CAP-D2 condensin subunit
Exons: 20
Coding region: 1-4284 (1427 amino acids)
Biological process (GO): mitotic cell cycle; meiotic chromosome condensation; mitotic chromosome condensation
Cellular component (GO): condensin complex; nucleus; condensed chromosome, centromeric region
Molecular function (GO): histone binding
Source: RefSeq, a predicted model, not a curated record
AUGGUGAAAAAAUUUGUGAUUCCUUUAGUAAAAGACGAGCUUUUAACGUCACAUGCUGGGCAAUAUUUUGUUGAAGAGAUUACUCCUUUGCGAGCGCUAUCACAAGCUUUAGAUGCUACACGAUCAGUAUUGCAAGCAAAUGGUGCACAUUUUAUUUUGAAUCAUUUUGAUAUAUUUUUUUCUGUCAUUAUUCAUGGCAGUAAAGUGGAACCUCAGAUCUGUCUACGUUAUUUCACUAGAAUUCACAAGGCUGUAGAGAUACUUGUGGAUGAUCUGGAAAAAAUAUUUGAUCAUGACAAAGAUAUUACAGAGGAAGAAGACAGGGAAAUAUAUUUAUGCAUUAACAAUAUGUUGGCAUAUUUAUUUUCCUGGUUUAUUUGUCAUAUAGAGGAACAUAUAAGGAAUAUAAAUGAGAGCAAUAUUGGAAAGCGUAAGAAAGCCACGAAGUCGGAUAUCGAAGAGGAAUGGGAGCAAUCUAGGCAGAAAGCAUUGGAACUUCUGUUUCGGUGGCUACAGAUCCCAUUGCAUAAAAUGUGGAGACCACCUAUUGUUGAUAAUUCAUUUGUCAUGACUUUAGCACAGAUAUGUUAUAAGAUAUUAGAACAGAGUAGGGAUGCAAAGCAAAAAUACAUAAGAGAAACUAUAUUUGAGAUUCUAGGAACUUUGAUUAAAAAGUACAAUCAUGGAAUAACUUGUGUUGUGAGAAUUGUUCAGUUAGUAAGAUUGUAUGACUCACUGGCAGUACCAAUAGCCACUGGCGUAGUACAUAUGGUUACUGAAUGCAGCUGCAAUGGUUUGAUAAAAGAAGUGAUGAAUGAGAUAGGCCAAAGCGAAAUUAAUGAGACAGAUAACCGCAACACAUCUAUGUUUCUGGAGAAUAUUGCAAUUUCGCAGCCUAAUCUCAUAAUUCCAAUCCUUGAUGAUAUCACAGAUUAUUUGUCAAGUGAGUUUUAUACAAUGAGAAACUGUGUAAUUGGAAUCUUGGGUGCUGUGGUGCAAAAAGCACUGACUGGUGAGGAUCUAACAGGUGAACAGAAAGACCAACGUGACGAAUGUCUGGAUAAUUUGGAAGAGCAUAUGUUAGAUUGCAAUGCUUAUGUGAGAUCAAAAGUGCUUCAGAUUUGGCAACAUUUAUGUUGUGAAGGCGCUGUGCCAUUAGCAAGACAUGGGAAGCUUUUAGCCAGCACCGCAUUACGAUUAGAAGAUAAGAGCGCAAAUGUUCGCAAACAGGCUCUUCAAUUGCUGCGUACUCUGUUGCAAAGUAAUCCUUUUGCAGGCAAGUUAAAUUGCGUUGAACUCUCAAAUUCACUCGAUAAAGAGAUGACAAAAUUACAAGAAUUACAAACCAAUAUCGUGAGUACUAGUGGACGUGGUAACAAACAAAGAUUCGAGCUUUGGACCGUUUUACAAUCAGAUAUAAAGGCAGCAAUAAAGAAUAUUCUGAACACUAAUAAGGAACAUACAGAUAAUGUAAAACAGAUGGAUAUCGAUCCAAAUCAUGCGUUCGAGCAUGUGAGACAAUUAUUAUUAAACCGACAAGUCACUGAAGCGGUAACAUAUCUGUGGAAUACAUGUAUGACAUUAGAACAAGUUUCUGGAAUGGAAAAUUUUUCUACUGCAGCGAAAGAGGAAUUUUUACUUUCUUUUUUAUUGAAGAUUUUCAUAGAGUCAGAAAAUAAAUCGUCAAAUGAUGAAAAUGCUAAUAACGACGCGCAAAAUUCAGAACAAGACAACAACAAUAAAGAAGAAUUAAGAUUACGAAAGCGCGUUAUAAAUUAUUUAAAAAAUUGUCUGAAAUUUGCAACAGAGUUGGAAAAGGCAAUACCAAUGGCAGAAAAAUUGUUAUUUUCUACAUGUGCUGGAGACGCCGUUGAAUCAUGCACAUUUUUGGGAACUGCUUUUCAAUUCGGAGUAACCGGUGCGGCCAACUCUAUGCGUGAGGCUCUAUUUCAAGUAUUCCAUCGCGAUCAGUCUGUGCGUAAUAAUGUGGCCGUAGUGUACAAAGAGAUCUACCUUGAUAUGAAUAAUGAUAAACGAUCAACCCGUCAAAUAGCCGUUGCUCGUGCGAAUCGUCUGAUCGAAUUGAUGAAGGAAUUAAAGCCUGGACAAAGUGUGGCUUUGACUCUACUGAUUGUGACGUGGUACGAAAACGGAGAUUUAAACAGUGAAUUGCUACAAGUAUUAUGGGAAAAAUUCUCUAUGAAAUAUCCAGAUACUUCACCAAUAGAUAGCAGAACCGCGUUAAUGGUAAUAACGAUGAUAGCUCAGGCAAAAUCUAAUAUAGCGUCUGAUAAUCUGGAUGUGUUAAUGAAGAUAGGAUUAGGUUCACGCGCAAAAGAUGACCUUCUUUUAGCACGAGAUACUUGCAGAAUGUUGUUAAAAAUUAAACAAAAUAGCAAUGAUGUUGAAAAGCCACCUUUGAGGUAUCCUAAUAAUCAUGACAUGUUUAAAGAGAUCCUGACGUUAUUAAUAGAUUUUUUUACUAGUACAGAAGAAAAUGCUUACAUUUCUUUCGCGACGGAUGCAAUUAAUGCUAUAUAUCAUUUGGCGAAUCAACCGGAUAAGUUGAUGAAGGAAUUAUUAUUGAGUAUCAUCGAAAAGGGUCAAUUUAUGAAUAAAGAAACAAAUGAAAUAUCCGAUAUAUCGAGUACUGUUCUCUCUAAAUUACUUUACGUAAUCGGACACGUUGCCAUCAAACAGUUAGUUCACCUGGAUGUAUCCAUUUAUAAGGAACUGAAGCGUAGAAAUACGCUACGAGAAAUGCAGGGUAAAAAAAAGAAACGAAUAACGAAAAAUUCGACACCUGAUAUAAGAUCUAAGUCGUUGAACAUGUCAAUUUUGUCGAAUUCGUCGCAACGAGUCUUUCGAAAUAAAGAAGGCUCGAUAAUUGGUGAGGAUAACGGAGAAGAAGCAUUAGAGGGUGCAGUAGAUGAUGCUGAGGCGGAAUUUGUGAAUGAUGCACUCGAACAUGAAAUCGUUACUGGGGAUGGCUUGCUCGCCAAAUUUGUUCCACUAGUAUUGGAUGUGUGCCAAUAUCCUGAUAAAUAUAACAACGAGAAUGUGCAAGCAGCAGGUUCAUACGCGCUCAGCAAAAUGAUGACAGUCAGUUCUGAAUUUUGCGAACAAUAUUUGAGACUCCUAAUCACCAUAUUGGAACGAUCGCCAUAUCCCGGGAUUCGAUCGAAUAUGCUGAUCGGAUUAAGUGAUCUUGCUACUAAAUUUCCCAAUCAAGUGGAACCAUGGUCGAAACACAUCUAUGGCAGACUUCGAGAUGAGGAUGUAAACGUACGUAGAACAUGCGUUCGUAUGUUAUCGAACUUGAUAAUGAGAGAAAUGAUACGCGUAAAGGGACAAGUUUCGGAAUUAGCUCUAUGUGUCAUUGAUGAAGAUGAACAGAUACGUCGGGAUACGAAAGAAUUCUUCAGUCAACUUGCUCAAAAAGGCAAUGGUCUAUACAAUAUAGUGCCUGAUAUAUUAUCACGCUUAGCAGAUCCUCAGUUGGAUCUCGAGGAGAAACAUUUCCAGGAAACCAUUAAGUAUAUUCUUGGCCUAAUGCAGAAGGAGAAGCAAAUCGAUACAAUAAUUGACAAGAUUUGUGCUAGAUUUAAAUUAGCUGCCACAGAGAGACAGUGGCGUGAUCUUUCUUAUUGCCUUUCGCUUUUACAAUUCAGUGGAAAGAGUAUACGACGUCUGAUCGAAAGUUUACCAUUAUUAAAAGAGAAAAUUCAUUAUAAACCAGUAUUAACGGCUUUACGAAGUAUAAUCGAGCAAACAAAGAAAAAGGCGGAUGCGAAAGCAGUUUGUGUAGAAUUGGAAGAGAAAAUACAGGAACUUGUGGAGGCUAAAGAUAACGAAAUGACAGAUGACGAGAUAACAGACAGUCGUUUAAUGCCACCACCAUCUGGUGUGCCAAGGAACAAGAAAAAUAUUCGUCGAAGCAGAUGUAAAAGUACGAGCGAUGAAGACGAAGAUAGCUCCGAUGACUCUGAAGAAGAUAUAGAUAAUAUACCCAUUAUAAAAUCAAAAAAUAAUUCAGAAAAAUCAACCAAUAAAGAAAAUAUUUCUCAUGCAAAAUCAAUUAAGGAUAGUGGUGAAGAUAAUUCUGAUGUCAGUAGAGACUCAGUUACCUCGAUAUCUGUCAAACACGGUAAAAGAAGAGAACAUACAAAGGAAGACGCAAAAAUGCUUAGUAAUGUUAACAUAUCGCCGUCUCCAAAACGAACUAGAAUGAAUAAAUCGUUACGGGAAACUCCAACAAGGAGUUCACUUCGAUUACGCAAAUGAUUUACUUGUAUUGUAAAAUUAAAAUAUAAAGUUUUUAAACAAAUAUAAUUUUAUAUA